GUAAAACUGUAUCCCCCACAGGCCAAGUCGUGCAUCUGUCAUAUGUGUGGUGCCCACCUGAACAGACUUCACUCUUGCCUCUACUGUGUGUUCUUCGGCUGUUUCACAAAGAAACAUAUCCACGAACACGCUAAAAGUAAACGACACAACCUUGGAGUUGGGGAAAAGUAUUCAACGUGGGAGCCAACGAAGAGGGAGUUAGAGCUGUUACGGCAUAACCCGAAGCGAAGGAAAAUAACCACAAACUGCACCAUAGGUCUGCGAGGGUUAAUCAACCUUGGCAACACGUGUUUUAUGAACUGUAUUGUCCAGGCGCUUACUCACACUCCGCUGCUGCGAGAUUUCUUCCUCUCAGACCGGCACAAAUGUGAAAUGCAGAGUCCCAGUUCCUGUCUAGUGUGUGAAAUGUCUACCCUAUUUCAGGAGUUUUACUCCGGACACAGAUCUCCUCACAUUCCUUACCGAUUGCUUCACCUGGUAUGGACGCAUGCGCGGCAUUUAGCAGGGUACGAGCAGCAGGACGCACAUGAGUUUCUCAUUGCUGCAUUAGAUGUUCUGCACCGACACUGCAAAGGUGACGACAAUGGGAAGAAGGCCAACAAUCCGAACCACUGUAACUGCAUCAUAGACCAAAUCUUCACAGGCGGCCUGCAGUCCGAUGUCACUUGUCAAGUGUGCCAUGGUGUCUCUACUACAAUAGACCCUUUUUGGGAUAUCAGCUUGGAUCUCCCAGGCUCCUCUACACCAUUCUGGCCCCUGAGCCCAGGAAGUGACGGUGGUGUUGUAAAUGGGGAAAGUCACAUGUCAGGAACGACCACUCUCACGGACUGUCUCAGAAGGUUUACACGGCCCGAGCAUUUAGGGAGCAGUGCCAAAAUCAAAUGCAGCGGCUGCCACAGCUACCAGGAAUCUACUAAACAGCUCACAAUGAAGAAGUUACCUAUUGUGGCCUGUUUCCAUCUAAAACGGUUUGAACAUUCUGCAAAGCUGAGGCGGAAGAUCACAACGUACGUUUCCUUCCCCUUGGAGUUGGACAUGACACCAUUUAUGGCCUCCAGUAAAGAGAGCAGAAUGAAUGGACAGUAUCAGCAGCCGUCAGACAGUCUAAACAGUGACAAUAAGUAUUCCUUGUUUGCAGUAGUUAACCACCAGGGAACCUUGGAGAGUGGGCAUUACACAAGCUUCAUCCGACAACACAAGGACCAGUGGUUUAAAUGUGAUGAUGCAAUUAUCACCAAGGCUAGCAUUAAAGAUGUUCUAGACAGCGAAGGGUAUUUGCUAUUCUAUCACAAGCAGUUUCUGGAGUAUGAGUAACUUUAUUCAGAUUUUUUUCUGAAACAUGUAAAGAUUAUAAACAAAACUAAAGCCUUCUGAGAGGACACACAAACCUACCUGAAAUGUACAAACAAAGCAGACAUUACAGCGGAGCAACGCCGAUAUCACCCCUGCCCGGCUGCCUGGUGGAUGAGCCAUUCAGGUCAUGGCACACGUGGGAGCCAGCGAACAAGCCGGGAAGGCAGAGGGAUAUUGAGAAACUCUGGCACUAAACAUCUCACAUUGAGCUUCUGGGAAUGUGUGGGAAGGCUGGGAGGGGGGGAAUACCAUCAAUAAAGCAUCCUCUCCAUUAUGGUGCUUGAGCUCCAGCUGACCAAUCACAAAUCUUCUAAUUAUGAAAAGUCAAGCCCAGAUUGGAUGCAUGUUGGACUGGCAGCCCUGUGGGACACGACGAGGCCAGGUUGGUAUAUACAAAUCACGGAUGAAACGGAGGACAAGUAUCUCUCCAUUUGUGAAUUUUAGUUAUGAAAUAAAUACAGUAUGAAAAUAUUAAGAUAUCUGUGUUUCUCAGACAGCAUUAAGGAUCCUGAAUUAUGGACUGAAGCUACAUUUACUGAGACAGGUUUUCAGUAUAAAUGUUUUCAUUUGAACUGCUCCUGAAAGGCCGGACAUGAUAUUUUUAUUUUUGUUUGUUUUUUGUUUUUUCAGAUGUGUUUUUAUUUGUCCGUCGAUUGAUAGCAAACUUUGUUUUCUUUUCAUUAAUGCAGUCAUGAGUAAAAAUGAAAACCACAAAUGAAUUGGCAUGAUGUACUGUG
Molecule: messenger RNA, 2090 nt
Organism: Bombina bombina (fire-bellied toad)
Lineage: Eukaryota; Metazoa; Chordata; Amphibia; Anura; Bombinatoridae
Gene: USP22
Product: ubiquitin specific peptidase 22
Biological process (GO): protein deubiquitination
Molecular function (GO): zinc ion binding; cysteine-type deubiquitinase activity
Source: RefSeq, a predicted model, not a curated record